This is a messenger RNA of Sesamum indicum (sesame), 2507 nucleotides long. NCBI's taxonomy places the organism in Eukaryota, Viridiplantae, Streptophyta, Magnoliopsida, Lamiales, Pedaliaceae. The record is from RefSeq and is a predicted model, not a curated record.
UCUUUUUUCGCGCUUUCACCGGAUCCUAUACAUUGUGCCUUCAAGUUUUCGUUUCUUCUUUUUUGGCCUCUGUUGCAAAUCAUCACUGAUUCUUUGCUUCUGCAGUCGGCUCUUUCUCUCUCUCUCUACUCUCUCUCAUGGAGACUCUGCAGAUCAUCCCGUCAAGAACUGUUGGCCCCGGAUUGAGAGAAAACAGCGUUUCCAGUUCUUUUAGUAGUGUUAGGCAAGUGGGAUUUGCUUCGUUGUUGUUUAGGAACAGAAAGGUUCAAUCUUUUUGUAUUAGAGCAAGAUCAUUCACUGAGGAUAGAAAUGAGGAGGAUCUUAUCAGUAGAAGUAGUAAUAGUGCUCAAAAUGAGGAACGAGACGAGCUUCUUUUAUUGGGAACCGAGAGAGAUAGUUCUGGCUCCGUUGUUGGGUUUCAGUUGAUUCCGCACUCUGCAAUCAGCCAUGAGAAAAUCCUGGAAACUCGAGAAAUUGUAACUAAUUCAGUGGAUGAGCUGGCUGAAAACGUUGAAACAAGUGAUCAAGCUUCAACCAGGACAACCUACAAUGUCAUUUUUGUAACUGCUGAAGCAGCUCCAUAUUCAAAGACCGGAGGCUUGGGAGAUGUUUGUGGCUCUUUACCUAUAGCAAUGGCGGCACGGGGGCAUCGUGUAAUGGUUGUCUGUCCAAGAUAUUUGAAUGGAAGUCCAUCAGAUAAAGCAUAUGCCAAUGCUGUUGAACUGGAACAACGGAGCCAGAUCUAUUGUUUUGGUGGUGUGCAGGAGGUCGGAUUCUUUCAUGAAUUCAGGGCUGGAGUUGAUUGGGUCUUUAUUGACCACCUUUCAUACCAGCGACUGGGAACUCCAUAUGGCGAUACUUUUGGUGCUUUUGGUGAUAAUCAGUUCCGGUUCACUUUGCUUUGCCAUGCUGCUUGUGAAGCUCCUUUAGUGCUGCCACUAGGAGGAUUUAAUUAUGGAGAAAAGUGCCUCUUUUUGGCAAAUGAUUGGCAUGCUGGCCUAGUUCCUGUACUCUUAGCAGCCAAGUAUCGUCCAUGUGGUGUAUACAAGGAUGCUCGGAGUAUCAUUGUAAUACAUAACAUAGCCCAUCAAGGAGUAGAGCCCGCAGCUACAUAUAGGAAUCUGGGAGUGCCUGGUGGGUGGUAUAAGGCGCUGGAAUGGGUGUUUCCCCCCUGGGCAAGGACACAUGCUCUAGACCCUGGUGAAGCCGUCAAUGUUUUGAAAGCUGCAAUUGUCACAUCGGACAGGAUAGUGACGGUUAGCCAGGGUUACUCCUGGGAAAUAACAACGCCUGAGGGUGGAUAUGGGUUACAUGAGCUCUUGAGCAGUCGUAGUACAGUUUUAACUGGAAUCACAAACGGAAUUGAUUGCAAUGAGUGGAAUCCAUCUAGAGAUGAGCAUAUUGCUUCUCAGUACUCUGUUCAUGACCUCUCAGGAAAGCUUGAAUGCAAGAUUUCACUGCAAAAAGAACUCGGCCUUCCCGUUCGAUCUGAUUGUCCUCUGAUUGGGUUUAUUGGGAGACUCGACUACCAGAAAGGCAUUGACAUUCUUCUUUCAGCUGUCCCAGAUCUAAUGCAUGAAGAUAUCCAACUUGUAAUGCUUGGGUCAGGAGAGAAACAAUAUGAAGACUGGAUGAGACAUUUAGAGGGCAUUUACAAAGACAAGUUCCGGGGUUGGGUUGGGUUCAAUGUUCCGAUUUCUCAUAGGAUUACGGCAGGCUGCGACAUACUGAUAAUGCCAUCAAGGUUCGAACCAUGUGGUCUAAAUCAGUUGUAUGCAAUGAGAUAUGGCACCAUUCCUGUUGUUCACCACACGGGGGGACUUAGAGACACUGUCCAGAAUUUCGACCCAUAUGCGAACGAAGGCAUUGGUGAAGGUACAGGGUGGACGUUUUCUCCUCUAACAAAAGAAAAUUUACUGGCAGCACUAAGAACAGCUGUUUGGACAUACAAAGAGCACAAGUCCUCUUGGGAAGGACUAAUGAAGCGUGGAAUGGAGAGGGACUUUUCAUGGGACAGCGCAGCAACUCAAUACGAGCAAGUUAUUGAGUGGGCUUUUAUCGACCCCCCUUAUGCUGGCUAAGCCAAGAGUGAACAAGAAGCAUCAGCAGCUGAGAGGGCCGCUUUUGCAAUAAAGCUCGUCAGACCAGAGCAAGACAUGCACAGAAAAGGCACGCCAUAUUGUCAAUGGUGAUCCUUGCAUGAAGUUCUUUUGCAGAAGUGCAAGACAUGAAAAGUUAUGUUCUUUCAUUCUUUGGGGUCUUGUAGACUUAAACGUGGAAUUCCUUCCAAUAUUAACUGAUUUAUUCUUUUCUUAGCCACUCUAUGGUCUUCUGUGUGCCGCUUGAGUGGACGCAGUGCACAAAACUUUCUGAGACCAACUCUGUUGCUCGAUGACGAUUUGAUUUCCCUGAUUUUGAUUUUUGUUUGGAUUGAACUUGACCAAGAUCGAAGUUAACUAGAUUACACAUGUAUAAGAAUUCCCAUAUUUGAUUUUGGCUUUUCAAAA